Messenger RNA from Marasmius oreades (fairy-ring Marasmius), 3224 nucleotides. RefSeq lists its product as uncharacterized. The record is from RefSeq and is a predicted model, not a curated record. Bases 1120 to 3144 code for a protein of 674 amino acids. NCBI's taxonomy places the organism in Eukaryota, Fungi, Basidiomycota, Agaricomycetes, Agaricales, Marasmiaceae. The transcript has 9 exons.
CUUGUAGAGUUCGUCACUGGUUGGACUUCGACCUCGAUAACAAUGGUGACCCAUUCAAGCGCAAGCUAGGAGACCGGGAGUGGAUAGCGCCAGCAUGAAUUCCGAUAAUUUUCCUGCUUGAUUGGCACGCCGAGAAAAUCUGAUCUGCAAACAGCAACGGGCCGUAUCGUGAGGAGCAGAUCUCGACUUCAAAGGCGGCUCGAAAGGCCAUAAAUCACUUGCACUAUUCACGAACUCGACCUCAACCGCCUUUUGACAACGGGCACUAAUUCCAAACGCUCCUUCGACAGACAAGGAAGAAGAUUCCAUCGCUUUGAACGCGCCGCUAUCCGGAGGACCUCCAGAAUCCUUCCUUUUGAUGACUCGGACGCGCUCCCAUUGUGCGAGAAUCGAAUCUGUAUGGACUGACCACCUAGAACGACAAGGACGAGUUCAGUUGCUGGUGUGAAGCCAAGCUCCAUCAAAUUUGAGGGGUUCAUGAUCUUGAAGAUAGGUCGCAGUCAUGGAACGUGGAUUCAAGGUUGAGGAGCGAGGAGAUGUUUAAAUUUUCGCUCUCUGAGUGUGGCGGGAAUUGCGUCUGCAAACUCAUAGACGGAUUCGAACGACACGGUUGGGCUACAUGCGACCUUGAAUGGUAAUGAUUGUACGACUUCCUGGCCUACUACAUCAAACGCGAAAUGCUACAGGCCGCUAGGUAACUCCAGAUCCUUGACACAGGUCUGUAGGAGCGAACAUAUAUCAUGCCGACCGAAAGCACCCAUCGUUAAAAGACUCCAGCUGCCUCUUCUCCACCGAUAAUGUACGCGUGCAACCUGCGUUUUCGUGAUUUUCGUUCGCUGCUUUUUCAAUGUUGACAUUGUUAUCAAUUUGUUGGUAUUUCUUCCAGGAUUAGAGACGCGUCAAAAUAAGGGGCAUAACUCAGCGUUCGCGUUUGUCACAGAAGAGAUUAAGCAAGGAUAAUGCACAAACAUUGGAACAAGUAAUCAGUCCUAAUAUGACCGGUGGCCCAAGCAUAGAGCAAUCAACAUUGUCCUCAACGCGUGAUUUUCCCACCUUAAAUGUUCCAAUUCUAAGAGUUCGUAAUUCAAUCUAUACCCUCCACUAUAAAUCCUACACCCCAUGUCUUCCGUUACUUUCAGAAGUGGUAGAGAGUCGGCGUCUUGGACCAAUAGCUCCGCGGACCUUCCUCGACACGACAAUCACGACGCCCAUGAUAGUGACAGCAACUCGGAGGACAGUAGUGAUGACGACUCUAGCGGUGACGAAGCCGAAGAUACGCAGAGCAAAGACGUUGACGAAGAUGAGGAGGACGACGCAGGCGACAACAGCUUUGGUUCUGAUACCAUUUCCGAGUUCGAAGCAGCGUUGAUUGGUCAGCUUGAAGAAAACGAGAAUGAACAUAACGACGAAUCCAUUACCCUUCCCAACACAGACAUCACAGACGAGCUUAUUGAAUUCUCAGGGAUAGGCAAUGAGGAGGACAGCGAUGAUGAAGACAUGGAGGAUGUUAUGGCGACCAUGUCUACCCUCGAUAGUGGUGCCUCUACCAUAGUGGCUUCAUCCCCCACUGCCUCUACCCUUGUCGCUUCUGCUCCUACAUCACCAUCAACAACGGAACCCAAGACCGAUUUUCCGGGUGUCCAGCCAAAUGUAGGCAGCAAAAGGAGGAGGGUUAUAGUUGACGAAGACAACGAAGAGGAAUCCGCCGCUUACAAAAAAUUGCGGUUAUCAUCAGUCGAACAAGAGAAGCCAAACGACGCCAUGUAUGCUCAAAGUCCCUUAUCAAGUCUUUCGAGGCCUGGAAAAUCUUGUUCUAGUACGAAUGCCCCUCCCGUCGGUGUUCUUACACAAGAAGACAAUCCGACCACCCCGUCCCAAGCUUCCGCCACUCAUGUUUCAACGCUCGAGGAGGCGGUCGAAAAUUCGGACCCACAUUCGAUCCCCGUGAUAAACAGUGAGAGUAAUACAGAUACCAAGAUGCCCGUUUCGUGGCCAGGUCUACCGCGACCAAAACACUGUGUCAAGUUAAAGAGCUAUGGCGGCAUGGUACCUAGUCGGACUCGACAGACUUCACCCAUUCUGGGUGUUCCGGUCCAGCAGGCUCCGCCCAGCUUCUACUACCCCCAUUUUCCGAUCCAGAGCGUGGCUAGUCUCCCUAUACAUGCACAGACGGAGGUGCCAUCUGUAUCAACCUCCAGCUUGACCGCUACCCACAGAUCUUCCCACCCCCUUUCACCUCCUCAACCUCCAAUCGGGCCAUAUCAGGCAGCCGCCUUUCCGAACUAUUUCUUUGGGCUCAACGACCCUCCUCCAAACCAGUUCCUUACACAACCAGUCUUUCCCUAUGUUGAUAUUCCGCAAAACAUGACCGUCGAUCCGUCAACCCUGUGCCUUGCGGGCUACAACAUGAACCCUGAGAUGACGACGCCUUUGGCAAAUGAGUUCACAGUGAAUAGUGGCACGCAGGGAUAUCACCACACACCACAAGCUAUAUCCGCCCCACAGAUUCUACCGCAGACCUCGUAUAUCCAAGACUAUGGAGGGAUGUGCCCCAUGGCCCAUCCCCAGCCUCAAGAGCCGUAUGGGUCCUACUCCGGCACUGCUGCUGCAACUGCAACGCCGCCAAUCCUUAACUCUGUCGCGAGCUCUUCCUCCUCCAACACAGUUGUUCCAACAACAAUUUCAACUUCAAACUCGGUCGUGGGCUCCUCCGGCAUAGUUGCUGCAACUUCAACAUCAGCCGGGAGUACAAAAUCCGUCGUAAACUCCUUGUCUUCCCCGACUUUUACCCGAUUACCGCAAAAGGUUCUCGUCUGUCAAUGGGUCCUGGAUGAUGGGCACAUUUGUGAUCAGACAGUCGUCGGUGACGACGAGGUUGGGGGUCACAUCGCGAACCAUACAUUGAUCUACAGAGGUGAUAAAGACUGGAACGAGUGGGAAAACACCCCCCUUCACUGUCAAUGGCAGUAUUGCGGCGCCUCUUUAAAGGCAGGAUCGUUGAAGAAACACGUCAUGCGGCAACAUUUCUGCAUGAAGGGGGAAAAAUGUGAUAGGUGCGGUCAUGAAUAUGGGUGUCACGACGCAUUCAAGAAGCAUCUGUUGAAAGACGGCCAGUGUCGGGCGUUGAAGUCAGCAAAGACCUAAAGAUGGACAUAUUUCUGUAUAUCAUCAUUGUAUCUAUCGUGUAUUUACUUUCUGAUUUAUCAAAUAAAAGUGUAUCCCAG